Durusdinium trenchii is the source of this 1653-nucleotide messenger RNA. The record is from the annotation of a GenBank genome assembly. NCBI's taxonomy places the organism in Eukaryota, Dinophyceae, Suessiales, Symbiodiniaceae.
GCUGCCUUGGAUGGCAAGACCUAUGACAUAGCGAUGGACACUGCUCGCUGUGUUCGCGGUAGCGGCAGCUUGGCCUGGGUGGACUUGAUGCAGUUGGGCCAGGCCAGUGUCCCGAUCAACUUGAAUGGGAUCCAGCGACUGACAGAUGAGUGGGUGGAAGCGUCACCGGACGCUUUUGCAGCGCAGCUGGCGCUCGAGGUUGCGGUACCCCACGACGCUGUUAAGUGGACAUCAAUCAAGCCACUUCUGAGAGGCAAGUUGCGAUUGGUGAGCCCUGAGGAGCCAGUGCAUGCGUUUGUGCUGGCUGUCAAGGACUUGAUUGACAGUGGCGCAGACAACUCCGUUCUCAUGCAUUGGAAAGCCAUGAUGCUGAGCUUGCCAAUGACAUUCAGGCCAUACAAGACUGACGAGGAGACUCAAUGGACUGCCAUCAACUUGCGCGAGGCCACGAUCACCAGCUAUGAAUUGAUGGCGCGCACUUGCCUGGGUCGCAUCUUUGAGAUCAUCACCUUUGCCGAGAGGCACAAGGGCAAGAGCACGCACGAGCUUGCUGAAACAUGGACCGCCAAUGUGCGUGCAGCUGUCUCGAAGCUGAGCGAGCCCGUCACGGAGUACUUUGUGCGUGUUGCGAUCUCUGUGUACAACCAGUGCUUGAGCCGCCCGAAACUCCUGGAUCUGAUCAUGGAGAUCGAUGGAGAGUAUGGCAAGCUCAGCCCUCUGAAUCAGAUCACGGUUCUGGAGAUUUUGGUUCGAAAGUGUGCUGGGGACGAAGCGAACAUGACUUGCGCUCUUCAACACAUGAAGUUCCUUCUGAGAACGUCUUUGAUUGGGCCACGUGAUCUGGGGACAAGAUCCUUGGAAGGGGCCAAGGCUGGCAGCACUAGCCUAGUCUUGCUUUGGCUGGUGAAAAGGGAUUUGACGCACGCCUUCAUCAAGAAGAUCGAGGUGUCAACAAAGGCAAAGCCAGACAGCUUGAAGGCGCUGAAAGACCUUUGCAACCAUGACACAUGGUUGAAAAUGUGCGGUCUAGGGACUUGCAAACCUGAGGACGUCUCUUGGCAGGGCCGGCUGACACAAGCCUACAGGCUAUGCUUGGACUUCUUGAAGAUUGUGUUUCUGGAUUUUCAUGAGGGGCACGUCAAGUCUGCGAUGAAAAGCACAAGGCAGGGCAAUCAGAUCUUGGAGAACUACAAGCCUUUCAGCGAGUUGAUGCAGGAAAUCGAAGAGCAUUAUUUGGAGGAGAGUGGCUUGCCAGCCAAGGCGUUAGAGGAGUCUUUGGCAGCGAAUCGAUCAGUGAUUGACCAGUCCCAAGAGGAGUCUUUGAAAGCAAUCUUCGCUGAGGAUUUUGAGCUGUGUGACUCCGAGGAUACAGCAGCACAGCUGGAGCAGUGGACGCAGGCCGCGGCUAAGAAGGUGGACCAGUUCUGCAAACUUUUGGUUGAUGACCCAGACUACAACCAGAUUGCCGCAGCUUUGCAAGGUUCAGUGGCUGGAAAUGCAGAUCUGGAGAAGGUCAUGCUCUGGAUUGAUCUUUCCAAAUUGGGCGAGGCGUCGUCAAUGCCACACAUCCGCGUUCCACCAUUUCGAGCAGAAGUCUUCAAGAAGUUUGUCAAGUCCUUUGUGGCGGGUCGUGCAUACACGGGCGCGCCUUAG